Ceratina calcarata is the source of this 421-nucleotide messenger RNA. Its product is annotated as cytochrome c oxidase assembly factor 4 homolog, mitochondrial-like. Gene Ontology annotation, biological process: mitochondrial respiratory chain complex IV assembly. The transcript is spliced from 2 exons. NCBI's taxonomy places the organism in Eukaryota, Metazoa, Arthropoda, Insecta, Hymenoptera, Apidae. The record is from RefSeq and is a predicted model, not a curated record. The coding region runs from base 191 to 400 and encodes 69 amino acids. Gene Ontology annotation, cellular component: mitochondrial intermembrane space.
GUAAUCGAGCAUUGAUUAUUUUUUAUUUCCAUUAGAAAUGAUCGUCGACCUAUGUAUACGUAAACAUACAUGCUAUUGAUGUGCUAUAUUGCAAUGACCACGUGAAAGAACCUCAAUUAAUGUCGACGAAGUUUGUUGGUUUAAACUUUUUCAUACUAUUAUGUAAACAUAUAUACCAAUUGAGUGUAAAAUGAUUCCUAAUUUAACUACGCAACAAAAAGAUGUUGAAGAUCCCGUUGAAGAAAUGUUAAAAAGGACUGGUUGUAUGGAUCUCCACUAUCAAGUUCAAGAGUGUAUAGCAGAAACUCAAGAUUGGAGAAAGUGUCAGGAACAAGUAAAAAAGUUUAAAGUGUGCAUGGAAGAGCAUCAAAGAAAUCGAGAAAAAUCAUAUACGAAUUAAUAAUAAUGUCAAUAACAAACU